AUUGAUUGAAUUGAAUGAAUCGUAUUGUUGUUGUUAUUGUUGUUAUAAUAAUAAUAAUAAUAAUAAUAUUUAAUAGAGUUUUGUGUUUACAUUCAACUAAUCUAUUGUACAAACAAUCAGUCAAUCAUCGGGUGAUUCAUCACUACUGCUAGUAGUGGCCACUAAUUACCGCCCGAUAGAGAGAGAUAGACUGUCUGCCCGACACACACAAUGCCCGGACACGAUAUCAGCCGAUUUGUCGAUAUCACACCGUUUUUGGCCAAACAUUUCAAAUGCUGUAUCUGUUUGAACAUAUUCAACAAAGCCGUGACCAACCAUUGCGGACACACCUAUUGUCGGUCGUGUAUACGCCAGUGGAUCUAUACGCCGAGCGACGACUGCCCGGAAUGUCGACAUCCGUUGGCCACACGUAAACGAUCGCAUCAGUUGGCCGACGACGAUCGUCUGGCCGUUGUUAUCAACGGCUAUGUACUCGAAAACAAUCUGAAAGUCAACGCAAUGGUAGCCGAAAUGGUCGUCAAAUGCGAGUAUUCGGGUAACGGUUGCGAUCAAGCGAUGCCAAUGGAUCUGAUUGGCGGACACGAGCGACACUGUGGCUACAGGUUUUGUCCGACUUGCGGCCACAUUAUCGGCGACAGUGAUAGUAGUAGUAGUAGUGUUUCGGCCGCCGGAUCGUAUGGACAACAACAGCAGCAUAACUGUGUCGAUGUAUUGAUCGACGAAAAUCACAACUACAGAGACCGGAUCAAAGAACUGGAGGACAAGUAUUGCGAAAUGGACGGCCAGUGUCAGGAAUAUAAACGUCGGAUGUGUCUGUUUCAGGAACUGCUAAAACUGGCCAAAGCUCAGCAAAAACGGUUGAAAGAUCGUAACGCACGGCUGGAAACCGAAAUCCAGAUGAAAAUCGAAACAGAGUUCCAGUUGCGUCAGUCGUUGGACAAUACAAUCAAUGGACUAUCGGCAGCCGUUUCCACAGAUAUUGGCACCGAUGAUGAUGAUGAGGAAGAGCUGGACGAUGACGGCGACGACACUGUCGAGGAAGUGGAUGAUGAGGACAACGACGACGUUGAACAGGAGUUAAACAAUACGGUUGUUGUUAAUAUUAUUGGCGAACAAAUUCAGGCCAAUGCCGAUGCAGCCAUAGAUCUAAGCGAUGGCAACACUACCGAAGUAGAGGUCGAACAGUUCAGCAAUGAUGAUGACGACAACAAUGAGGACGAUGUGGAUGAAGAAGCGACUGUCCAUUUGAUGGCCACUACUAGUAGUACGACUCCUUCUACUGUACCCACAACUCCCAUACGAACCAUUCGUCGAUCAUCUGUUUCAUCUGUUAGCUCUAUGGAACCGGAUUACGUAACGUUCGGUACCUAUCGUGGCAGUUGUCGACUCAUUGAGUUUACCGGCGAUGGACUAACCUUACGAUCCAAUCGUAUCGAAAGCCUGGAAAUCGUACACAAAGACCUGAUUAGUAUCAAAUGGUACGAAAUGAAAGCUAUACUCUACUGUUUGGAUCCCAUACUACCCGUCAUAUUUGUGAUGCCAUUGUACGAGGCGUACAGCGAGAUCAAGGACUGGAUAGAUAUGGGCCAACAGUAUAAUAAUGGCGAGUCAUUCCUACUGUGCGCCAGAGGUAUUGAUCACCGAAACUGUUACGUUAAGAUAGUAUUGAAGACAAGUAUCGGUAUCGACAUAGUCAACACAUUGAAAAGGUUUAAAGAUUUGAACAAUAGUCUAGAGUGUAGGCCGAUAUCGUUGGACGGUGCAAGAAAACUACUGUUCCGCUAUCAUACCCGUACCAAACAUUGAUUGGAGCGCCAACCAUUUGGUUGUUAGUAUUAUUACUGUAUCGGUAAUAAUAAUAAUAAUACUGUAACUGUAGUAUAAAAAAAAAUUAUAUACAUUUAUCACAUGUUAUAUCCACUCAACAACAACAAAAAUAACUAUACAU
Oppia nitens is the source of this 1948-nucleotide messenger RNA. RefSeq lists its product as uncharacterized. The record is from RefSeq and is a predicted model, not a curated record. The transcript has 2 exons. NCBI's taxonomy places the organism in Eukaryota, Metazoa, Arthropoda, Arachnida, Sarcoptiformes, Oppiidae. Bases 211 to 1806 code for a protein of 531 amino acids.